UGCAGUAAAGAUCAGCAGCUAACACCAACAGGAAGUUAAUGUGAAAGCAGCCUCCUCCACGUCUCAGCUGACUGCAGGCAGUUUCCUGAAUAGAAAGAUUCCUGAAGCUUGGGUCAGUUUGAUCCAGUCUGCGUCUGUAAGUGAAGAGAGGAGUCAGCUAAUGGUUUUCAUCAGUUCACCGUGACCGAACGAGCAGACGAGUGUGAGGAACGGAUAGAACCACAGAGGGAAAACUGACGAAAACACGAACAGAGUUUGGUGCAGAGGGAGGGAGAGUCAUGUGAGAGGACACAACACAGACUCAGCACUCAAGUUUGCUGUUGUUAGCUUAGCAUUGAGCUGCACAACACAAACCACAGGAAAGCCUGCUGAUCGCAUGCUAACGUGCUAACAGCUGUGAGGGUCAGCAGAUGUCUGAGGAGACGAAGGGUCAGCUGCUGGCGAGUCAGACAGGAAGUGAGACGGGACGGAGUUUAGUGUGGUCUACAGUGAGACAGACUGAGACACACUGAUGGACUGAACAGUCUGACAGCUCAGCUCUGAAGACUUGUUGUGGUCACCUAAACGUUCACAGGCUUCAGGACACGUUCUGGCAUCAUGGAGCAGGAAGUGACCUUGGAGAAGGUUCUGGGUAUCACAGCUCCAGGGAACCGAGCGCUGGCCUGCGACCCGCGAACUGGACUGCUGGCUUAUCCCGCCGGGUGUGUCGUCGUCCUGUUGAAUCCUCGGAAGAAUAAACAGCAUCACAUCUUCAACAGCUCCAGGAAGGCAAUCACCACAUUAGCGUUUUCUCCAGAUGGGAAAUAUAUCGUCACAGGAGAGAGCGGCCACAUGCCGGCGGUUCGGGUUUGGGACGUGUCGGAGCGUCAGCAGGUUGCCGAGCUGCAGGAACAUAAAUAUGGAGUCGCCUGCGUGGCAUUUUCUCCCAAUGGAAAAUACAUUGUCAGCGUGGGCUACCAGCACGACAUGAUGGUCAACGUGUGGAACUGGAAGAAAAACGUUGUAGUUGCAGCCAAUAAGGUGUCCAGUAAAGUGACCGCAGUGUCCUUCUCAGAUGACAGCUCGUACUUUGUUACAGCCGGCAACCGCCACGUCAAGUUCUGGUACCUGGACCAUGCCAAGACUUCUAAGGUGAACGCCACCGUCCCUCUGCUGGGGCGUUCGGGGCUGCUGGGGGAGCUCAGGAAUAAUUUCUUCAGCGAUGUGGCGUGUGGCCGCGGUCGACAGGCCUCCUCCACUUUCUGCAUCACUUCCUCUGGUCUGCUGUGUGAGUUCAAUGACCGGCGACUCCUCGACAAGUGGGUCGAGCUGCGGAGAGUCGACUCCGCCUUCACAUCUCAGGCCACCUGUCUGUCCGUCACUGACGAGCUGAUCUUCUGUGGUUGUUCUGAUGGGACAGUUAGAGCGUUCAGCCCCGUGAACCUGCACUUCCUGUGCACUCUGCCCCGCCCACACUGUCUGGGAGCUGACAUCGCCAGUAUGGUGGAUGCCAGUCAGCUGUUCUCCUGCAGGUCGGAGGCUCGUUACCCGGACACCGUGGCGGUGACCUACGACCCCGCCAGCCGCAGGCUGUCAUGCAUCUACAACGACCACAGUGUUUACGUGUGGGACGUCCGAGAUGUGUGCGACCCACGCAGGGCGGGGAAACUGUACUCCGCCCUCUACCACUCGUCCUGCGUGUGGAGUGUGGAGGUGUACCCCGAGGGAGCAGGAGGAGGUGAGGUUUGUCUCCCCCCUGGAUCAUUCUUGUCGUGCUCCUCAGAUAACACCAUCCGACUGUGGAACCUCGACAGCCAUAACAUCAACAGGAACAUCCUGAGCCACGACCUGCAAAAGGUUAUUUAUGUGGACGACAGCAUUACCAGCCUCCUGGAUGUCGAGAGCGCCACAGUUGCCGGUGGCAACACGGAGAAGGCAGGGUCCUCAGGCUCAGAGGGGCAGCAGACGGACCAGAGCAGGGCGGGCAUUAGGACCCUGAGAGUCAGUCCUGAUGGACAGCACCUGGCCUCCGGAGACCGCACGGGGGUCCUCAGGAUCCAUGAUCUGGGCAGUAUGGAGGAGAUCAUGAACGUUCAGGCUCACGACUCAGAGAUCCUUUGCCUCGAGUUCUCCAAACCAGAUACUGGUCUCCAGCUGUUGGCCACAGCCAGUCGGGACCGUCUCAUCCACGUCCUGGAUGCAGGCAGAGAGUACAGUCUGGUUCAGACUCUGGAUGAGCACUCGUCAUCCAUCACUGCCAUCCGAUUCGCUGCCAACGAGGGUAAGGUGAGACUGAUCAGCUGUGGAGCCGAUAAGAGCGUCUACUUCCGCACUGCUCAGCGGACGAACGAGGGCUUGGAGUUCACGCGCACUCAUCAUGCGGUCAGGAAGACGACUCUGUAUGACAUGGACGUGGAACCAACCAGGAAGUACGCAGCAGUGGGCUGUCAGGACCGCAGCAUCAGGAUCUUUAACAUCAGUAACGGUAAACAGAAGAAGCUGUAUAAAGGCUCUCAGGGCGAAGACGGGACGCUCAUUAAGGUGCAGAUUGACCCGUCAGGACUCUACAUCGCCACCUCCUGUUCAGAUAAGAACAUCAGUAUUUUUGACUUCUACUCUGGAGAGUGUGUGGCCACCAUGUUUGGACACUCUGAGAUCGUCACAGGCCUGAAAUUCAGCAGUGACUGUAGACAUCUGAUCACAGUGUCUGGCGACAGCUGUAUCUUUGUGUGGCGUCUCAGUCCAGAGUUGACCAUCAGGAUGAAGCAGCGACUGGCUGACCUUCGACCUGCCAGCAUCAGUCUGAACUCCCAGAAUGCUCCUCAGCAGAAGGCAGUAAAUGUCAGCAGGGAGGCGUCGAGUCCUCGUGUGGUCACUCUGUCAUCUGACAGCGACAAGGAGGAAGAGGAGGAGGAGGAGGAGGAGCUCUGCUGUCCCCAUGUGGUCACAGCAGGAAGCCUGGAGGAGGAGACAGAGACAUCUGAUGACAAGUUCAGCUCUGUGGACUGCAGAGACAGCAGGAAGGAGGUGCUGGGGGGUCGACCUCCACGCCGACGCUGGUCCAGGAGAACAGGCAGCACAGAGGAUGGCGUUCUAACAGUGAAGUCCAUGUUGGACCUGAGACUGCUGGACUCCUACUGCCCAGACCGGCAAGAGGAGCAGCAGGCAGAGCAGGAGGUGAUGAAGCCACACCCCUCCGAUGUUAGCAUCUCCCCCAGCAGCCAGAGGCAGAAGGGCCCGGGUGUGGAGCUGGGGAGCACCGUCAGUCUGCAGGUCACCACUGCAUGGGCAGAGGAAGAUGAGAUGAGGACCAAUCAGAGGCCAGACUUUAUCCAGUUGUCCAAUCAGAGCCCAGACGGGGAGGACAUGGUGUUGUAUCCUGACCAAUGGGAGGACAGAGUGAGCCUGGCAGAAAGUGAGUUCCAGGUGAAGGAGGCGUGUCCUGUCGCUGCAGGUGGACGACAGGACAAACCCAGUCCAGACAGCGGCUGCUCACUGGGAUUCAACUCCAGUAUGUCCAGUCCAGUCAGACCUGCAGGAAAUGACUCGGAGCCCACAGAGCCUCUCAGUGGGGAUGGAAACUCCUCUGAGCUGGAGGAGGAUGAAGAGGAGGGAGGAAGAGGAGGAGAGGUCAAGGCCUCUCAGUUCGUCCCUCAGACUCCAGACCAGGAAGCGUUCCUCAAGGAACACUUUGUCACCCUGGCUGACCUCUCAGGCCCAGGGAGUCCGAGCAGGGCGUCUCACAGCUCCAGUGAGAGUCUGAGCAUCUCGUCCAGGUUCCUCUCCCAGAACUCAGCGGGAAGUCGGACUGUGCUGCUUCUGCCAUCACGGACCACUGGGGAAGGAGGGGGGGGAGGAGGAGGAGGAGGAGAGGUGAAGGUACGUCCUCUAGUCUCAGAGGUUCGACCGCUGAUGGAGCAGAACCUGAAUCAGGCCCAGGAAAAAAGGGUUUCAUGGAACCAGGACACAACUCAGAAACAGGACCAAGACGAGACUCCCUCAGUUCAUGAGCAGGUACAGUCCAAGAACCAGACCAAGCAGGACCAAACACAGCCUCCUCAGGCCAGGAAUCAGAACCAGCAGAGCCGGAUGGAGGAGGACGAGACCUCCUCGGCUCAGCAGGCCCACCGGCCCUCCCCACUGAAGAAGAGGGUUCAAACUGCAGUUGAAUCCAGGAGGAACCUGGGCCCAACGGCCCGGGCUGCCGCUUCCCAUCUGAGCUCCUCCUCUGGACUCCGGAAGGCUCAGUCGGUCCAGAGCCUGCUGAACGAGACAGGUGACUCCUCUCUCUUCCAGUCAACCUCUCAUCCAUCCAAGGAGGUCUCCCCCCAGCUGCUCCUCCCGCCACAGCGUCCCACCACCCUGCCUUUCUCCCCCAGACGUCCUCCAUCUACAGCCCUGCCCUUACAGAGACCCUGUCCUGCCUCCCCCAGGUCCCCCCAGCAGGAAACUGCUUCUGCUCCAUCUGCUGUCACCACCCAAAGGAAGUCCUCCUCCUCCUCCUCCUCCACCCAAUCGGCACCGCGCUCCUACAUGAGUCCCACUGCCAGCUCUAUGGCCAAGAUGUCUCGCUCCGUCUCUGUAGGCGAUGGCCUCCACAUCUCCGAACCCACUGAGGAUCCUUCAGUAACAUCAUCCUCUCAGGUCAAAGAAACUCCGCCUCCUCUUGUUGCCAUGGUGCUCUCCAGUGCAGUUCUGGCCGCGCCCCCUCAUGCUGCAGUUGUCCCUGUCGUCGUUGCCUCCUCGUCUUCAUCUGUGGGUAACCAUGGUAACCCGGCAGCCCCUCCAUCUCGCAGUCUCCAGGCUCGGGUCCCUGGCAGCAGCAGGCCGCUCCCCGACAAACCUUCCCUCGCCUCCUUCUCACCUUCACCCUCGAGUCCAUCAUCCCGGCCUGCUCCAGUCUCCGUCUCUCCCCUGACUCCCCCACAGCAGGAUGAGGAGCCUCAGACUCCUGCGGACCAGAGAGAUGACACAGACCAGCCAAUCAGCGUGGAGACCUGCAGAGCUCUGACCAGUGAGCUGCAGAGCUGCUUCAGGAGAGCAACACACCUGUACAGGAAGGUGAGCGGCUCCUGCCCCGAUGACUCCGCCCCCGACCGGCAUCAGAUGGCUGUGGUCCUGUCAGAGGCCUUCCAGGCCAUGAGGGCGGAGCUCGACUGUCUGCCGCUCGGCGCUCCGGGCGUGCUGGGCGGGGUGGGGGAGGAGAAGACGGCGGCUCUGCUGGAGGAGUACUCGCUGCUGCUGCUGCAGGCCGUCCACAGGAGGCUCAACACACACUGAACACACACUCCUGGUCUUCCUCACUCCUACCUCCUCCUCAUCGUCCCCCAUCGCCUCCUUCAGGUCUUUUUCCUUUCACUCCAUUUUGUCCUCAUCAUCCAAAAGUCCUCUUUCUUGUCUUCCUCCUCCUCCUCCUUGCAGAUGAAGGAUCUGAAGCCAUUUUGAUUUUCUCAGAAUCUCUGGUCUUACAAGACCGUUUUUUUUAGAAAACUUUUUAUCAGGUUGUUCUUGAAGACGAUUUCCUCCGACCGAGUCGUGGAAGUUUUCCCAUUUUCAUUCCCUGAAGUCAUUUGUUUGGGGGAAUCGGAACGAGUGAUUAUUGAUUUUUGAUUAUUGUUAAUGUUAGACUGUAGAGACUUGAAGCAAUAUGAGACAUUUUGUUUGAUUUGAACAAACUUUAUUGUUGUUUCCUGACUCACUUGAAUGUGAAAGACUUCCUGCAGCAGAACUUGUCAUGUUUGUAUUUAUUUGCUGUUACAGACUACUGACUGGCUCUUUAUUCCUCACCUGAACCAGACUUUCACUCUCCCUUUUUCUAAAAUCUCGGCUCUAAUGGAGGAUGUGCAUUUUUGUAAUUGUUAUUAGAGAAACACUUUUAGGGACUCAAUUGUUUCUAACAGUUUGUUGUAACACCCACAGGUCAAAGUUCUGUUUUAAUCGUGUUUUUUCUCAAAAUGUAAUAAAAUUUGGGACUUUUGUCUCAUUUUUUAAAUGA
Molecule: messenger RNA, 5974 nt
Organism: Scatophagus argus
Lineage: Eukaryota; Metazoa; Chordata; Actinopteri; Scatophagidae
Gene: mapkbp1
Product: mitogen-activated protein kinase binding protein 1
Exons: 32
Coding region: 598-5259 (1553 amino acids)
Molecular function (GO): protein binding
Source: RefSeq, a predicted model, not a curated record